AAUGAGGGCGUGAUUCUAGGGGGUUGGGAAUGACGUGGCAAGAGGAUUGGGAGUUGGGGUUACGUUAGCAAAAAGCGCAAUCUUUUAACAGAUUGGGUUUUGUCAUGGCGGUGGUGGUAAGGAAGGUGGCUUGGGUUGGAAUGGGUGGUUAUAUUUCCAUAACAAAAUGGAUCCUUCCUUUCAAAUUAUUCGAUGUCCAUUGCUGUCCUUCUAUUCUCUGUUAUUUACUCCGUUAACUCAUCGACAUAGUUUCUUUCUCCGUUUUACAAUUUUGAUUUAUCCAAACGACUUUCCACGCGGUGAUUCCUAGGUUCGUAUCCGUUACUCACUGAUCUUCUUCAACGUUUGAAUUUCGUUUUUUUUUCUUUUUUCUCUUUUUUUUUCUUUUGUAGAAGAUAGAAAUUUGACAACAAUUUGAUCCGUUUGUUUCCUGAGAUAAUUUUAGUAGGUAAACAAGGAAAAAACAAAAGAGAGACCAAAAAUUGUUUUUCCAUCCUAAUUUUGUUUUUCCUGGCGGUAGUUUCAGCGUAGUUACAACGCAUUUUUAAUUUAUAAUCUUUUUUUUUUUUUUUCCUCGUUUGGAUUUUCUUAUCUAACAAAAAGGUGUUAUGUAUUCAGGAUUCUUAGGGUGUUUCUGACUAUAGAAUUGGGAUUUUUAUUUUCUUUUUCUUUUUUGUUUCGAACUUUAAAUUGUUUGUAAAAAGUAUAGAGAGAAUGGGAAAUACUGCGAGCAGUAGCGCAGGCCGGCAGAGGCACCGUAGCCAGCCAUCUCCACCACCGAUGCAGCCACCCCCACACCCAGAUGUUACUGGAGACAGAUAUUAUUAUGCUACUACCACUCCAUAUCCGUCUCAAUAUUCUCCAAACCCCAAUCCAUCCCCAUAUUACCAGUACCCUAUAUACCAUCACCCACAAGCAGUACAUACUUCAUAUGCACACCCUUAUGGUGCCAGUGGUGGCUACCAGGGUCCUCCUGCCAAUACGGUUGGUCCGCACUACCCUUGUAAUGUUGUUUUGCCUCCAACUACUCCCUAUGUUGAACAUCAGAAGGCAGUGCCUAUUAGAAAUGAUGUGAAUGUAAAGAAAAAGACUUUGCGAAUGGAGCCAGAUGAGGAGAAUCCGGGAAGCUUCCUUGUCGCUUUCACUUUUGAUGCCACUGCACCUGGAAGCAUUACAGUUAUGUUUUUUGCUAAAGAAGAUCAAGACUGUAACCUUAUAGUGACAAAAGAGAGCCUGCUUAAAUCGGUCACAGUGCCUUUUCAGCAAGGUCUUGGUCAGAAGUUCAGGCAACCUUCUGGAACUGGUAUAGAUUUCUCAAUAUUUGAGGAGACCGAGUUAAUAAGAGGGGCUGAGAGAGAAGUUUAUCCUCUGGUGUUGAAGGCUGAAGCAUGCCCACAAACCAAUGAGAAGCAUGAAUGUGAUGGAAAUUCAUCUGGGAAUUCUCAAAUCACUCAGGCAGUUUUUGAGAAGGACAAAGGUGAAUACCAAGUGCGGGUAAUAAAACAGAUAUUAUGGGUGAAUAAGACAAGGUACGAACUGCAGGAGAUCUAUGGAAUUGGGAAUGCAGUUGAUGAUUUAAGUGGUAAUGAUUCCGGGAAAGAAUGCGUUGUUUGCUUGUCAGAACCUCGAGACACAACUGUUCUCCCAUGCCGGCACAUGGUGUUGUAUGUGCAGUGAUUGUGCUAAGGUUCUUAGGUUCCAGACAGAUAGAUGUCCCAUCUGUAGGCAACCGGUUGAGCGGCUCUUGGAAAUCAAAGUGAACAGUGGUGCAGAUAGUUGAGGGUGAUCAACAAUUGUCAUCUUAAUGUUUUAUAGUACAAUACUCUUUUCUCUUUUUCUUUGGAACAACCCUGGUUUUCCAGUUAAUAACUUAACAGAGUUACCAUUCGAUUUCAAAGGGGAUUAUGGCAUCGCUUUCAAGUUCUUUUUGACCUCACCUUCUCUUCAGUUCAAUACAGUUUUUGUAUUGUUGACCCCCUGAGACAGAGUUGGUAUUUACUUGCUCAUAAAAAUGCGAUUUGUACAUGUUCAAGGACGUACUUGCUGGCCAGCUUUGCUACCCUUCAUAGUCUUUAUAGGUUCACAGGAGUAUCGAAAUCUAUGUUUAUUGUAUCAUUCUUAUUUCUAAUUGGCAAUUGGCAGUCAAGAUUUCCAUAUUAAUUUUUAUUUUUAUUUUUUGUCA
Ziziphus jujuba (common jujube) is the source of this 2182-nucleotide messenger RNA. RefSeq names its product probable E3 ubiquitin-protein ligase LOG2. The transcript is spliced from 3 exons. The record is from RefSeq and is a predicted model, not a curated record. Bases 715 to 1677 code for a protein of 320 amino acids. Gene Ontology annotation, molecular function: ubiquitin protein ligase activity. Lineage: Eukaryota; Viridiplantae; Streptophyta; Magnoliopsida; Rosales; Rhamnaceae. Gene Ontology annotation, biological process: protein ubiquitination.